CCUCCCAAGGCCGACAAUUUCCAAUUGAAUCACCUCCUCUGGACCUCUCACAGACCCUCCCCACUCAUCAAGAUGCGUUCCACCGCUGUUCUCCGGAUGUUCAGGCAGACGCCUCGCAUGCUGCGACCCGUUCCCAAGGAGGACCAGGCCGGCCACACCGUUUCUCAGCGACUCCGAAAGCUCAAGCAGAUCCCUCCUGAGCUGUACCCCCUCGCUGUCGUCGUUGGCUUCGCCCUCAGCGCUGCCACCUACUCGAUCAGCCGCAAGUUCAUCGUCGACAAGAACCUCCGCCUGUCGCGACAGGGCCCCUCUGGGCGCACCGAGCACCACGGCGCGGCCCACGGUGAGGAGGAGAAGCAGGAGCACUAA
Molecule: messenger RNA, 369 nt
Organism: Fusarium falciforme
Lineage: Eukaryota; Fungi; Ascomycota; Sordariomycetes; Hypocreales; Nectriaceae
Exons: 4
Coding region: 73-369 (98 amino acids)
Source: RefSeq, a predicted model, not a curated record